This is a messenger RNA of Drosophila persimilis, 412 nucleotides long. Its product is annotated as immune-induced peptides. NCBI's taxonomy places the organism in Eukaryota, Metazoa, Arthropoda, Insecta, Diptera, Drosophilidae. The transcript has 2 exons. The record is from RefSeq and is a predicted model, not a curated record. The coding region runs from base 34 to 372 and encodes 112 amino acids.
CUGGGCGUUGUAACUGAAGCUGCUACAUCCACCAUGAGAUAUUUCGUUGUCAUCUGUAUCGUUGUUGCUAGCAUGCUGUUUGCCGCGGUAAGUGCACAGACUAGUUCUGACGGGAAUGGCCCGCAUCAGUUUGGCAGUCCGGAAAAUGGAAUUUACAUACGCGGUCAGAAUGAAGGACCCUACAAUGUCCCAGGCGUGACUGGCACAUUCCAGAACUCGCCCUCAACUGGAAGACAUGCAUACACAGAUGAGAAUGGAAAUACCUAUACUCACUUUCACUCCCAGUCGGGAGGAUCAGCCGCAAAAGGUCUGCCUUUGGCCAUCCCCUCUGUAUUGGUAUUCAUCUCGAUCAUUCUUAUGCGUUCAUUUUAAUUAAUAACUGAUGCUUAAAUAAAUAUUUUCAACUACUCUA